GACACCUACGCAGCAAGCGGAAGGGGCUUGCGUCGACCUUUCUCCACUGUGUCGACGAUAACAUCGCACCUCGACGAUUCUUCACUUCUCGCCAGUCGCUCGUUCUUCACACCUUUCCACUCCCGUUGCACCCUUCUUCGAGGGGGCUGCGAUCUCGCCGCAGCAUCAGACCACCUCCUCCGCAUCACCCGGCAUCAUGGCCGUCAACACCAAUGCCUCUUCGACGGGUGUCGACACCCAGGCGGAGCUGCGGAAGCGCAAUGUCGCCGCGCCGUCGAAUGGCGGCUACCUGCCUAAAGAGCUCGAGGACAAGCUGGAUAAGAAGACCAAGCAGCAGACGAACUCAAUCCUCAAGACGAUUGACGACUACGAAUUCCUUAUCGCACCAAUCCUCUUCACAGCACUGGCCUUCUUCACGCGCAUGUGGAAGAUUGGCCUCUCGAACAUCGUGACAUGGGACGAAGCACAUUUCGGCAAGUUUGGUUCGCACUACCUGAAGCGCGAGUUCUACUUCGAUGUGCACCCUCCCCUUGGAAAGAUGCUGGUCGGACUGUCCGGCUACCUGGCAGGCUACAAUGGAUCUUUCGAAUUUAAGAGCGGCGAAAAGUACCCAGAGGAGCUCGACUACACUUUCAUGCGCGUCUUCAAUGCGGCAUUCGGCGCGCUGUGCAUCCCAUUGGCAUACUUCACGGCAAAAGAGUUGCAUUUCAAGAAGCCUACCGUUUGGCUCGUGACGAUGAUGGUUCUCUUCGAGAACAGCUACACGACCAUCAGCAGAUUCAUCUUGCUGGACAGCAUGCUUCUGUUCUUCACCUUCACCACGAUCUUCACAUGGGCGAAAUUCCACAACCAGCGUCACGAUCCCUUCUCUGUUGGAUGGGCUUUCUGGCUGGCCAUGUCUGGUCUGUCCAUCGGUUGCGUGUGCAGUGUCAAGUGGGUCGGCAUGUUCGGUACCGCUCUCGUCGGACUCUACACCAUCGAGGAUCUGUGGAACAAAUUCGGAGACCUGAAAAUGCCCAAGGUUGAGCUCGCAGCUCACGUGGGUUUCAGAGUUAUUGGGCUGAUCGUCAUCCCAAUGAUCGUCUACAUGUUCUCUUUCUACUUGCACUUCCUCAUCCUGGAAAACAGCGGACCUGGCGACGCGCAAAUGUCCUCCUUGUUCCAAGCGAAUCUCAAGGGCACUGAGGUCGGAAAAGACAGCCCUCUGGAGGUUGCGCUGGGAUCCCGUGUCACGUUGAAGAACAUGGGCUAUGGUGGUGGUCUGCUCCACUCUCACGUCCAAACCUACCCAGAAGGCUCGACGCAACAGCAAAUUACCUGCUACCAUCACAAGGAUGCCAACAACGACUGGUUCUUCUACCCGAACCGUAACCAGCCUGCCUACGAUCCAGAGGGUGCCAUUCAAUAUGUCGGAGAUAAGGCUGAGAUUCGUUUGAUUCACGCGCAGACAGGCCGCAAUCUUCACUCGCAUCAGGUCGCCGCACCAGUCACAAAGGCUGAUUACGAGGUUUCUUGCUACGGUAACUUGACAGUUGGUGACACCAAGGAUCAUUGGAUUGUCGAGGUCGUCAACGAUGCUGCUUCUUACGACUACUCGAAGCUGCGCACUUUGACCACUGCUUUCCGCCUCAAGCACCGAGAUCUCGGCUGUUAUCUUCGCGCUGGCAACGUCAACCUGCCACAGUGGGGCUUUAAGCAGAUUGAGACGACUUGUGUGAAGGAGAACAAGCCGCGAGACCCAUACACGCAUUGGAACGUGGAAUCGCACGUCAACGAGAGGCUUCCUCCGGGCGAUCCAGGAUCAUACAAAUCUCCUUUCUUCCGUGACUUCGUCCAUCUCAACGUUGCCAUGAUGACAUCCAACAAUGCACUGGUUCCAGAUCCAGACAAGCAGGAUGACCUGGCUUCGAAGCCUUGGCAGUGGCCUCUUCUUAACGUCGGUCUCCGCAUGUGCGGCUGGGACGACAGCAUCGUCAAGUACUAUCUGCUCGGAAACCCCUUCGUCUACUGGGGGUCCACCGCCGCACUCCCAUUCUUUGUUGCACUGUUCGCUUGGUACGCUAUCCGCUGGCAGCGUGGCUACGAUGAGCUCACCUGGGCAGACCUGGACCAUUUUCAGUAUGCGGGCAUCUAUCCCGCCAUUGGCUGGUUCCUGCACUAUUUGCCCUUCAUCGCCAUGGCGCGUGUGACUUACGUGCAUCACUACUACCCGGCUCUGUACUUUGCCAUCCUCACAUUCGGAUUCUGCAUAGACUGGACGACGCGAAGUCUGCACAAGGGCCUUCAGCUGGGCAUCUUCGCUGUGCUCUACGUGGUUGUCAUCGGUCUUUUCUGGCUUUUCAGAGCCAUCUGCUUCGGCAUGGAGGGCUCAAACCAGCAAUGGAAGCAUCUCAAGUGGCUACCUGGCUGGAAAAUGGCAGACUAGAGUAACACGAGACGAAGAGAUUGUGGUACGAUAUACAUGCUGGGCAGCGAAGGGGUACGGGGCAUUAGGCAUGGUAUUUCGCUGGCGAGAAUCAGGCAUUGCGUUGGCGUUUUGGGAGCGACGACAAAACCAGAGCAGAUGGAGCAGACGGAUUUUGUACCUCAUACAGAAAGCGAUAUUUCCUUGACUUACAGCUUCUUGGGCAAUAACAGCACUUUGUCCUGUUCAGGGUCU
This is a messenger RNA of Cercospora beticola, 2659 nucleotides long. RefSeq names its product dolichyl-phosphate-mannose-protein mannosyltransferase PMT2 (gene PMT2). Gene Ontology annotation, cellular component: endoplasmic reticulum; membrane. Gene Ontology annotation, molecular function: dolichyl-phosphate-mannose-protein mannosyltransferase activity. Gene Ontology annotation, biological process: protein O-linked glycosylation via mannose. The record is from RefSeq and is a predicted model, not a curated record. NCBI's taxonomy places the organism in Eukaryota, Fungi, Ascomycota, Dothideomycetes, Mycosphaerellales, Mycosphaerellaceae.